CCGGAUGGGCUGGCGUGCUGGCCUGCUGACUAUCGCACGAACAAAUCAAACACUACAGAAGGGGGGGGGAGAGAGAGGUGCUCGAGGAUAUGAAGCGCGAAAUUGGAGGGCAAGGGAGGUGCGCGAAAUGGAAAGAGUGUCACUUGCGCGAAAAAGAAGAAGAAGAAGAAGAAGAAGAAGAAGAAGAAGAAGAAGAAGAAGAAGAAGAAGAAGAAGAAGAAGAAGAAGAAGAAGAAGAAGAAGAAGAAGAAGAAGAAGAAGAAGAAGAAGAAGAAGAAGAAGAAGAAGAAGAAGAAGAAGAAGAAAGAAGAAGAAGAAGAAGAAGAAGAAGAAGAAGAAGAAGAAGAAGAAGAAGAAGAAGAAGAAGAAGAAGAAGAAGAAGAAGAAGAAGAAGAAGAAGAAGAAGAAGAAGAAGAAGAAGAAGAAGAAGAAGAAGAAGAAGAAGAAGAAGAAGAAGAAGAAGAAGAAGAAGAAGAAGAAGAACGUGCGUAACGGCGGAAGCGAGAGGAACGGCGGAAAAAACUAACCAUCGACACCUGAGGGCUGUACUCACU
Molecule: messenger RNA, 554 nt
Organism: Closterium sp. NIES-67
Lineage: Eukaryota; Viridiplantae; Streptophyta; Zygnematophyceae; Desmidiales; Closteriaceae
Source: the annotation of a GenBank genome assembly